UGUGCCCGACAUGGGCAGCACUUUGGGGGUCAAGGGCUGCCGGGGCCAGGGGCUCCCAAAGCUCAGCAGCACUUUCUGCAGUAGCCAGGGGGUGACAAAGAGGCUGCUGGGGGUAUGGGGCCCCCCGACCAGGCACACUGUGGUACUUGUGGGAAGCUGCUUUUCAACUCCUGGGGUUUUUUUUCCCCUCUUAAUCUGGGUAAUACGUAACCAAAAUAAACAUACUGAGGAAAAACCAACCCAACCCAGUGGGCUGUUUUUGUCUUGGUGCAUGCAGCUCAUCUGUGGGCUGGCUGGUGUUGUCCUGGGGCAGCUCUACCCCAUCCAACUUGGGGGGGUGAGUGAGUGGCUGCUGGUGGCCAGCUGCCAACUGGGUUUGAAUCAUGACCCUGGGCCAGUUUUAGGGGCUCAGAACCAGACUUAUUUUUUGGGCUCCCAAAGAGAGACUCAGGGCCAUGUUUGGGGGGCUCAAAAUGGGGCUCAGAGCUUAAAAACGGAGACUAAAUGCUUCAUUUUGCAGUCUUGCUUAGAAACAGCCAUUAAAUCCUGCUUUCAGGGCUUGAGGCAGAGAGCGUGUCUCGUGUCUUUGGGCUCACAAAGAGAGACCAAGUGACGCAUUUUAAGGCCUCAAAAACCAGUGACUAAGUCCUGUGUUUUAGAGCCCUGAAACGAGGGUCACUCAGCCAGUGCUUGGGCCCACAGAGAGAGACCAAGUCCUGCACUUUGGGGGCUUUAAGGCAGAGACCGAGUCCUGUGGAUGACCAGUACUGAAGGUGAGAAAUGGAGACUGAGUCCUGCUGGCCUUACGUGGCCACAUUUAGGGCUGAGAAGCAGUGACUGAGUCCUGCAUUCUGGGGGCAUGAGGAGAGACCACGUCCUGUCCCUCAACCCCUCUUUGGGGAAGGUGUCUCUGGGAAAGGGGGGUUAAAUCUUUCCCCCUUUGGGAAAGGGGGGUUAAACCUGGGGGAUCAGUCCCAUGGCUGUGGGGCAGUAAGAGGGCUGGAGGUGGCUGGGACAGACCCUUCUGCCAGGGUUUGGGUUGCAGCUCAGCUUUUGGCUGGUGCUGGAUCUCCAGCUUUGGGGGGGGUCCCCUCGAGCCUCCACUCCUGGCCCUGCUCAGCCCCCGCUGCCUGCCUGGGCUGAGGUGUUGAGCAAUGUCCGGGCUUUGCUCGUCUCUUCCCGGCAGUGGUUUCCCGCUCUCUGGCAUGAGCCAGAGGGAUUAACGUGCCGCUAAUCCCACUGUGUGGCCGGGAGGGAGGAGUGGGUCAGCCGGGGCUGGGAGCCUGUUGCUGCCGGGCGAGACGGUUCUGGGCAAAGCACUUGGAGUGGCGAUGCGUGGGGGAAUCGGGGGAAUAAUCUGUCGCUGUUGAUCCCAGAGGCGGGAAUUUGCAGCGUGGUGCCAGGCCCCAGGCACGGAAGAGGGGGAGAGCCGGGCCAGCGGACGUGUGAGCGGAGCUCCCGGCUGGAAUGCACCAGCUCAGCAAGGGAUUGUCCUGCCCGGGCCGGGCGGGCGCUGCGCCCUGAGCCUGGUGGCCGCAACAGCUGCCCGGACCAUGGCGGGAGCAGACAGUCCCUCGGCCGCCCUCCGGCGCCGUGACCUGUGUGCCCGCGGCAUCCGCCUGGCCGGGAAGAUGCGCUCGGACGUCGUCGACCUCCUGGACGCCUACGUGGAGCAGCAGGGCCUGGACGCCUCGGCCAGCGUGGCGGCGGUGGAGGGGGUGCCGCCGGCGGCGGUGGAGCGCUGGGACGAGCAGACGGGGACCCAGCGGCUGCUGGAGAACCUGGCGGCGUACAGGGCCUUCCGCGGGCUGCUGGCGCAGAUGCUGGAGGAGCAGCGGGAGCAGCUGGGUGAGGCCGACGCCGCCCUGGGCCGGGCGCUGGCGGCCGUGCUGCUCCAGGUCUCGGCCUUCGCCUACCACCUCGAGGAGCUGCUGCGGCUGGAGAGCCGCGGGCCCCCCACCGACGAGGGGGACGGGCCACCCCCCCAGCCCCAAAGCGUCUUCGAGCAGAAGCUGCGGGGCCUGGGGGUGCUGCGGGAGCUGGCCCAGUGGGCCGUGAGGUCUGCGCGGGACCUGCGGCAGCUCGCCAAGCCCGGCCCGGGCGCCGGCUCGGCCCCCAGCCCGGCCGAGAGCCCGUGAAGGCGAGCGCAGGGCGGGGGGUCUGGGGUGCCACUGGGGCACAGUGGGGGGCAGCUGACAGCGAAGGAGGGCAGGUGGAUGGGAGGGACCGGGUCAUUAACCCCUGGGCCCCCCGUGCUUUUGGUGCCGCUCCCUGUGGGGAAGCUGAGGCACGGGCCGUGGUGUACCCCGGAGGGAGCGGGGAUCCCCAGGCAGGACAAUCCUCAGUGGUCCUGGGGCUGGCAGUAGGAACUAUCCCCUGGGAAGCGGCUUUGCUGCUCACCCCAGGGCCUGGAGGCCGUGACCCUCAGCUGGGGUCCUUUUCUUUGGAAUUUGGUCACUGCCUGGUUCGCUGUGGCCACCCUGGGGGCUCUUGCGGAUGCGAGGCAGGAGCCAAGGGACAGCAAAGUGUCACCUGGCCAAAGGAGUCUCGGGACCUGCCCCACAGCUGCAAGGAGCAAGGCUUUGCCUCCUGCACGUGAACUCUUCUGCCUAGCUUGUGUUGGCUGCUCAUUGGAUUUCUGCUCUAACUGCUU
Pipra filicauda (Wire-tailed manakin) is the source of this 2653-nucleotide messenger RNA. It is a transcript of the gene CNTF, whose product is annotated as ciliary neurotrophic factor. Gene Ontology annotation, molecular function: ciliary neurotrophic factor receptor binding; cytokine activity; growth factor activity. Gene Ontology annotation, cellular component: axon. The record is from RefSeq and is a predicted model, not a curated record. The transcript is spliced from 2 exons. Gene Ontology annotation, biological process: astrocyte activation; positive regulation of tyrosine phosphorylation of STAT protein; positive regulation of axon regeneration. NCBI's taxonomy places the organism in Eukaryota, Metazoa, Chordata, Aves, Passeriformes, Pipridae. The coding region runs from base 1554 to 2138 and encodes 194 amino acids.